Zasmidium cellare ATCC 36951 is the source of this 2475-nucleotide messenger RNA. RefSeq lists its product as uncharacterized. NCBI's taxonomy places the organism in Eukaryota, Fungi, Ascomycota, Dothideomycetes, Mycosphaerellales, Mycosphaerellaceae. Gene Ontology annotation, cellular component: cytosol; nucleus. The coding region runs from base 1 to 2475 and encodes 824 amino acids. Gene Ontology annotation, biological process: protein deubiquitination. The record is from RefSeq and is a predicted model, not a curated record. The transcript is spliced from 2 exons.
AUGAGCUUUGUGCCCGCCAAAUACGACCCAGAGCCGCUCGUCCCCAAGCGACCAAACUCCCAGAGGGCCGCAACCAUGGCCGUCGAGCCCGACCAGGAAAGCAUCUCCACGCUGUCUAGCAUCACAGGCUGUGAUGGAGAUACGGCGCGCAGAUACCUCAGAGUCAAACAGAACAACGUCGAACAGGCCGUCAAUGCCUUGCUGGACGGCGAGGACAUUUCGAAGCUCGAGCAAAGCAGCAUAUGGGAUGAGUCUGCAUUUACGGCUGACAGAGAGGGCAAUCAGAAUCUGCAUCCGCUCGGUACAAGUGCAGCGCCUACACGAGGACCUUCGCCUGCGCCGUCAUUAGGGCUCCAACAGCCUAUGAGCAAACACGACGAGGAUGAUGAGUUGGCAAGAGCUUUGGCAAUGUCUCGGGGUGAUGUGGAUAUGCCAUUCGCGCAAGAGAGGGGAGUGGUGAAGCAGGACGGAUCAGAGGUCAAAUUUGGGCCAGCUACCAGAGACCACUACGAUCAGAGCCAGUGGGCCCUGGUUCCUGCUUCUCAAGAGAUUGUGCCAGAUGCGCCGGCGCACAGGAGGAAAUACGAUGGACAAGGCCCACGCUUCCUCAAACACCUGCCUGACGGCGAUUACACUCCAAACCUCAUCACCAUCUGCCACUCGAUUGCCAAGUUGAGGGAAGCCUUUUAUCUGCGUGACUAUGUCAAGCACGAUUACGGCAGUGAGCCAGACUGGUGGAGGGGACAUCCAAUUCCAAUGCCGCGGAUCGUUCACACAUCAGAUGGCACCUCUGCAGAGCCAGACUCCGACAAAUACGACGAACUCAUCUCUGAGGUACAACGAUUGACGGCCUUCCUCGACUACAGUCAACGAACGUAUGCCAGCAUCGGAGGCAUCACGCAGAGCGACAUGAUCAAGAACAACGAAGCGAGUUCCAGUAGGCCUGAUACUCUGAUGGAGUUGUUCUUGCAGGGUUGGAUGGAGGCUGCGGGAAGUAGGCUUGGAGCAACAGGCGCGAUCAAGAAGCUUUUCACCACUACCGUUGGGACCAACGCGGCGGCAGGCAUGGCGGACGCAAAUAUGAGGGUGGUCGACCUCACUGUCAAACCGCGGGAGGGAACCACAGAUUUGCUCGAGUUGCUGGACGAUCUGCUUUGGGACACAGAGCCCAAUGGCGACGAGAUGGUGGACAAUUACAUCGAGGAACCAGCCGAUUUCAUUGUCAUGAGAGUCCAGCACAGCAGUCAAAGUGCCAAGAGGCUUGGGUUGGACGUGCCGGCUUCUUUCCACAUUGACAAGUACCUACAAGAGAAUGUGGAGGCUACAAGAGGCAUUCGACAACAGAUGAUGCAGGGAAAGAGGCGAGUGGCAAAGAUUGAUGAAAUUGAGAGGAAGCUCAAAUCCUGGCAACAUCCCAAAAAGAGUACACAGGUCGAAGCCCGCCAGCUCCUGAAUCACGCGAUUGGUCAUUUCUCUGGACAAAACCGCAAGGCCGUCGACACUGCAGAUAUGACCAACCACUCUGACUUGGAGCAUGACGAACCUGAUUACUACCCCGACGUCGCACAGAAAUUGGAGCAAAUCGUCGCCAGCAUUGACAAGAAACUCGUAGUACUCGCAGAGGAAAGGGAGAAGACCUGUAAAGCCAUUUCAGAACUUUCGAAAGCCUCACUGGACCUUCAAACACUCGAGACCCAUCCGCGCUAUACACUCAGAGGCGUCGCAACAAAACCGAACAUCACCUACGUCCUUUACCCGACAGAAGGCGAAGAUCGUGACAUGAGCAACAGCGAUGAAGACACGACACCGCCUGGUCACCAGUGGUGGCGUGUCGCGUAUGAAUCAUCAGGCUCCUCCGCAUCGUCUAUCAGGACCAGGGCUGGCGACUUCGACGUGUUGCGGGCUGUAGAGCUGGAGCAUUCCUCGGCCUUGCUGGUCUAUGGCAACGAUGAGGCAUGCGACAGGGAAGAUUACUACAAGCCGACGGUACCUGACGCACUGAAAGAGUUCGUGGAGAGAGACAACAUACAGUUCCAGCAGGAGCUGCAAGACGCCGAGUUACCGUCUUACAACAUCAUCAGUAACGACGUUGGCGAGAUCCCACGCAAAUCGAUUGAGCGGACUUCGAUGGACAGUUUAAAGGUCGGCAGAGGUGAUUCAGACGAUGAAGGACUGCUCGAAAACGAUGAGCUCACGCAACAGCACCAUGCUUUUGGCUUGGGAUACGAGGUCAAGCCUGUCGGGAUGGAUGAGCCUGAUCGGCCGCGAACACCGGUGGAUGAGAUUCAUCUUGAUGCCGAGGAGGAUAUCCUGCCGCACAGCAAUGUGGAGAUGGUGCAGAAGCCGGAUCACCAGCCUUUUGUGCCGCGCCCAGGAACGGGUGGAGAUACCGCGAUGGGUGGGAUGGAGAGUCAGGAUAAUGGCGUUGGUGGUGCGGCGCAUGUUGAAGAUGCUGAUGCUGCCGGUCCGCGGUGA